This is a messenger RNA of Strongylus vulgaris, 189 nucleotides long. Lineage: Eukaryota; Metazoa; Nematoda; Chromadorea; Rhabditida; Strongylidae. The record is from the annotation of a GenBank genome assembly.
AUGCGCGUAACGUUUCUUCAUCCUGACUUGGGUAUUGGAGGAGCUGAGCGCUUGGUGGUAGACGCAGCUAUCGCCCUUCAGCGGAAAGGUCACAUAGUUAAGGUUGUGACGAACCACUACGAUUCAUCCCAUGCUUUCAAGGAGACGCAGCAGUUGGGUAUGCGAGAUUGGGAGAUCUUCUUAUUUUGA